AAAAAAGUGAUUUAUUUAAGCAAGAAUCAGAAAAAGGAAACAAAAAACAAUGAUUUUAUGUAUGUUUAUAAGUUCCGUUUUUCCUGAUUUAGCUUACAAAAUACCUCGAGCUCUGUGUUGAUCUGUAAAGAAUGACUAUUUUUGUUGUUUGUUUUCAACCCAUUUAUGGUUUAUAUCUUCUUUUGUUGUUUCUGUGUCUUUCUGAGAUUACCAUAGAAAAAAUGGGUAUAGUUGUACCAUAUACUAGUAACAAAGCACUAUUUCCAAUACCCUUUUUUGUUUAUGAUAUAAAGAUGAAAACUUUGAUACCAAAAUGACAAUGACUUGGUGGUUUUCUUUUUUGGGUCAUUUUUUAUUUUUGUGGAUUUAUGAUUGGUAGUAUUAAUUUCGAUGAUGAUUCUUAGUACUAUUUUUGUUCAAGUGUUUUUGCUUUAUACUGUUAUUAUUAUUUCCUUUUGUGGUUGCAAUAUCAUUUUUUUAAGCUUUCAUAAUGCCUUUUGGAUUAGCUAGCUUAUGAAAGAAAAUAUGCUAUUUUUUCCUUUCUUUCUUGGAUCUUUUUCUUCUUUGUGCACUCAUAUGGGUUGAUUUAUCAUAUUCUUUGGAAAUUAGCAUAGACGAGGAAGCUUCUGAGAAAGGUUCAUGGAAUUUUUCUUGGUCAAAUCUUUAUGCUUUUUUAGGGUAAAAGGGAAGGGACUAAAUUUUUCUCUAUGUACCGACAAGUCCCUAAGAAAAGAGACUCUUCUUGUUUUUUUGUUUUGGUCAACUAGUCUAGUGGUUAGAAUAUCACCUUUAAGUUGAAUAAGUGGAAGUAUAGGGUUUGAACCCCGGUCCCUGCAUAUUACAUGCAAUGUCUCUACUAACUGAGCUAAGCUCACGGAGACUGAAAAGAGACUCUUCUAUUACAUAAUGGAUUGAUCUUUGCUUCUAUGAUGGUUUAAACUUCAGCACCAAAGCCAGCAUUUAAGAUGUUAGAAGUAGGUUUUUUUCCCUUCUUAGAUUUGAGCAUUAAAGAUUAUGCUUUUUCAGGUUUAGGUUGAUUGGUUUCUGGCAUUUAUGAUUUGAAGGUUUGGUUGUUGGUCUUUUAAUUUUGUUAACUAAAAUAAACCAUGUGCCAAGAUCUGUGUAUUGUUGGAAGCACAAAUAUGUCACAUCAUUUUUGGGGUUGUUGUUAUUGUUGUGGGGUCUCAUUCAAUGACUGACUCAUGGCAUUGCUGUGAUAAAUGUGAAUUAUUGGAAUUGGAAUCUGAAGGUUUCUCAUGUUGAAAGUGAAGUUUAGUAGGUAGUGCAUGUUAGGAUUCAAAGGUGGCAUCGUGAUUUCGUCGAAGCUUCAAAAGCGAAGCUUUGUUAAAAUUUACAGUGUUGCCGUGAUUUCGUCAAAUUUAGUACUAAUCACUUGUAGGAAGAGUUCAGGAGUGAAUUAGACAUCACACGCUUAUAGAAUUUGCAGAUUAUUGUGAUCAUUUGUAUAUGAAUUUGUGAGUCCUGGAAAUGGAGUGGAACGCGAAAUCUCCCGGGCAAUGGGACUGGGAAAACUUGUUCUUGUUGAAUUCAAAGGCAACAGAAAAUCACAGGUUACAGUCUACUGAUUGGAGUGCGGAGACAGACCGAGAAAUCAAUGUCGGAGUGUUGUUUCCAUCAGGUGAUAAUGGUUAUUCCAUGUCGAAACUAGCACACGGUUCAUCCUCGAGGAGCUCAAAAUCUCCUUCCAAUAAUUCAUCAUCAAAUGGAGAAAGCAAGACCUCUAUGUUAACUCAAGAAGGUUCUCAAGACAAUUCCACCGGUAAGAAAGAAUUGUCUAAAGGAGAUCCAUUUGAAACUUCUCCAGCAGCAGAACCAUUGCUCACACUAAAGCUUGGUAAAAGAUUCUACUUUGAGGAUGUUUGCCCUGAAACUCAUUCCAAGAAAGCCUCUUCCUCUGCGGUUCCGCUUUCAUGCAAAAAGAAAGGUAAAUCGAAAAGUCCGGACUUACUACAGCCAAGCUGCCAGGUGGAAGGCUGUGGCCUUGACCUAUCUUCUGCUAAAGAGUACCAUCGAAAACAUCGUGUAUGUGAAAGUCAUGCCAAAUCACCUAUGGUGGUUGUAGCCGGUUUAGAGCUACGAUUUUGCCAGCAAUGUAGCAGGUUCCAUUCUGUGUCAGAGUUUGAUGAUAAAAAAAGAAGCUGCAGACGACGUCUUUCAGAUCACAAUGCAAGGCGCCGCAAACCUCCGCCUGAAGCAGUGCAACUGAAUCCAUCAGCUCUGCAUUCUUCACCCUAUGGUAUAACUCUCAAGAAUCGGAGGCAAAUAAUGGGCUCGUUCGAUUUUUCAAGGACUGCUACAAAUUUACCAUGGCAAGGCAUACUAAGUAGCAAGCUCCCCCAAACAAAAGAUUUUAUGCUCAAACCUCCAAAAGCCACCUUCAACAAGAUUGUCACUAUGCUUUCUGAUGAUUCCAAUGGCCAUCUUGCAUCCAAAGGCACAGGAUCCAAGAGUACAUUUCCAGAAGAUCAAGCUACCUUGUCUGAUCCAAAUGCUACACAAGAUGUUAACCGUGCUCUCUCUCUUCUGUCAACCAAUUCAUGGGGUGCAUAUGAUACCAAGUCCCUCUCCCUCGAUCACUCCAACCGAACAACCGGUACUACUCAGUCUAUAACACACACAAUUUCUCAGCGCUCUCCAUUUCCGUCGUCCGAAUACUGGCACACUGAUCAGCAACACACCAACUCCAGCACCUGUAUCUCAUUCUCAGGUUACGACAAUAGCAGUCGCUUUCAAGACUUUCAGCUUUUCAAUGCACCCUUUGAGUCAAGUUUCCCUUGCAGCCAGCUGGAUUAAUGAGUAUGCUUAUUAUCUUUAAACAAACAAAAUGAGUAUGCUUAUUUAAAUGGUCCCAACCCCAUUAUGUCACUGUGUUACAUAUGUUUUGUAGGGCCUAAUUAUCUUUUGCAAUGUUGGGGUUUGUUUUUUAAGAGUACUAGUCAGAAAACUUGUUUGGAUGUUGAUUGUUAACUCUAUUUUCUGAAUAGCUUAUUGCAGUGAUCUAAAAAUUGACUUUAUUUACACCAAA
Molecule: messenger RNA, 3046 nt
Organism: Trifolium pratense (red clover)
Lineage: Eukaryota; Viridiplantae; Streptophyta; Magnoliopsida; Fabales; Fabaceae
Product: squamosa promoter-binding-like protein 12
Exons: 5
Coding region: 1489-2814 (441 amino acids)
Cellular component (GO): nucleus
Molecular function (GO): DNA binding
Source: RefSeq, a predicted model, not a curated record